AUGGUUAGGGCGGAUGCUGCGGUUACGGUAAAGGUACUUCAAGAAGCGACAGAAGCUGAUUACGGUUUCAGGCCUAGUUACAGGAAGGUCUGGUUGGCUAAGCAGAAGGCUGUGGCAGAGAUAUAUGGAGAUUGGGAAGAGUCUUACGCGGAACUGCCCCGUUGGAUGCUAGGGAUCCAGGCAACAAUGCCGGGAACAAUCACGGUGCUGAAGACGUCUCCGGUUCAGGUUGGUGGUGCUGUUGAUGAGUCGAGGGUGUACUUUCACCGACUUUUCUGGACAUUUCCACCCUGUAUCGAGGCUUUCCGGCAUUGCAAGCCACUCGUCAGUAUUGAUGGUACCCACUUGUAUGGGAAGUAUGGAGGGACGCUCCUGUUGGCUAUAGCUCAGGACGGAAACUCGAACAUCCUCCCGAUAGCAUUCGCCCUUGAGGGUAUCCUAGUUAUCUCAGACAGGCAUAAUGGGAUCAAGGCGGCCCUUGAGGCACCUGAGAAUGGAUGGCUGCCUCCUCGUGCAUUCCGGGCCUACUGUAUAAGGCAUGUGGCCGCCAAUUUCGCCCUAACGUUCAAAGGUAAGGACUCAAGGAGGUUACUGGUCAAUGCUGCCUAUGCCAAGACUGAGGGUGAGUUUUACUACUGGUUCGACAUCAUGCGGACUGAGAAUCCAGCAAUGUGUGACUGGGCCAACCGUAUGGAGUAUGACAAAUGGACCCAACAUGAGGAUGCUGGUCGACGGUUCGGGCACAUGACCACAAACAUCAGUGAAUGUGUGAACUCCGUGCUAAAGGGAACUCGCAACCUCCCUGUCACAUCAUUGGUUAAGUCAACCUACGGGAGGCUUGCUCAGCUAUUUGUAGUCCGGGGACAGACAGCAGAGGCACAACUCGGAGCCGGCCAUGAAUUCUGUCAGGCAUUGGUCAAGGCUAUUGAUCGGAACCUUAGAGACUCCAGGUGCUUUACUGUGACAUUAUACGACAGGCAUCAACUAGAGUACACCGUGGCUGAGACAACACCAACGGGGACGUUCUCUCUUGGUAGCUAUAGAGUUUCCCUUAAAGAUCACCGAUGCGACUGUGGGCACUUCCAGGCGCUGCAUUAUCCAUGUUGCCACGCCAUUGCCUGUUGCGCCUACUCCCGGCUAAACUGGGCGUCAUAUGUUCAUGAGGUGUAUCGUAUGACUGAGGUGUUCAACGUUUACAAUCAUGGGUUUCUCCCACCUAUUCCUGAAGGCCUGUGGCCUCCAUAUGGUGGCCCAACCAUUAUUCCUGACCCUAAUCUGCGGCGUGCAAAGGAAGGUCGUCCAAAGUCAACCAGGAUCCGAGGAAGCAUGGAUCAGUCUCAACAGAAUCAGCCGAAGCGUUGUGGGUUAUGCCGUCAGCCUGGGCAUACGCGAAGGAACUGUCAGCAGCGAUCACAAACUGGUGGAGGGGAUGCUUAG
Messenger RNA from Arachis duranensis, 1437 nucleotides. RefSeq lists its product as uncharacterized. Gene Ontology annotation, molecular function: zinc ion binding. Bases 1 to 1437 code for a protein of 478 amino acids. NCBI's taxonomy places the organism in Eukaryota, Viridiplantae, Streptophyta, Magnoliopsida, Fabales, Fabaceae. The transcript has 2 exons. The record is from RefSeq and is a predicted model, not a curated record.